Messenger RNA from Chelmon rostratus (copperband butterflyfish), 2800 nucleotides. RefSeq names its product centrosomal protein 68 (gene cep68). The record is from RefSeq and is a predicted model, not a curated record. Lineage: Eukaryota; Metazoa; Chordata; Actinopteri; Chaetodontiformes; Chaetodontidae. The transcript is spliced from 9 exons. Bases 254 to 2344 code for a protein of 696 amino acids.
GUAAAAGCACGUAAAGGCAACGCGGUUGGAGAGAGGAGGAGGCACCGACAAAGCUCCUGAGCAGAGAGCUAGCUACAACAACCGGACCCCCCCAGCUGAGCUGCGGCGGCGUGCUCCUGUGUGCUUCAACUGAGCAACAUGAUGGUCAUAAUUGAAAAGACACUGGACAAAGAACUCCCCACAGCUCCUUUAAGGUGCAUGAACAAAACCAAAUGAGCCAGUUGACAGUGUCCUCCAACAUUUCCUUUGCCCAAUGGAAGCCAAGGGAUUCAGCGAGCGAUGGAAGAUGCAUCUGCCAGACUUUAAGCACAGCCGGAGAUUUCAGGGUCCGACCAUAGAAGACAGUGAAAGAGGCGAGGCAGAGAGAGUAAGAGACAGAGGAGGGCCACAGAAAAGUGUUACUAUGGCGCCCACCUCCAGGUAUCUGACAGACAGACAAUAUGUCAUGAGAAAGCCUCUGUUCUCUGCAGACCAAUAUCCAUCUAUCUUAAAGAAGACACAUCCACAGACGCACACAGAGAAGGAGAAACCGUUAGCUGUAAGUAGAAGAGAAGAAAAUCAGCAACUCACUGACAUGAACUUCCUGACCAGAGCAAGAGCAGAGCUGACCUCAGAGAGCUUCAGCCUCUCUCACAGUGACAUCUCAUCUCCCUCAGCCUCUAGAGAAUACCUCGGCUCACCCAUGGCUGUCUCAGAGCCCAGUCUUUGCCAUGAAGAAUCAUUUCCUGGCAGGAGAUCAGCUCAGCGGAGCCUCUCGAGCUCCAUCCUGGAGGUCCAGAGACUAAACCCUCCUCUGAGGCCGCUGCUGACCUCCACUGUCCUGCAUCCUACCUACACCCCUCGCUCAGGGUACUCCAGGCCAGGCCAGACUCAGCUCAGGCUGCGUGGGAGGGAAGAGGGAGUUGGAGGGGAGACCAAACUAUGCUCUUCUGGACGACACUCAGAGGGACAGCCAAUGUCUCCCCAUCAGGCGAACUACUGGGCCUGUGCCGUCCCUAAAGCUUUGCCUCCAUCUCCAGACAGGCACUCUGCAGGCUGGGAUCCAAAUAGGGAGUACCAGGCCCUGCUGGACUACACCUACCCUCUGAGACCUGGAGAGGUGGUCACGGAGUGGGACAGCUCCCCGCUCCAGGGAGACUCUCUACUCCAAACAGAUCCCAGCUUGCAGGACUCGGGAAUUGAACUGGACCACCUGUGUAACUCGACCAGCAUGUCAGGGGCGGGCUUUACUGAGAGCCGCACAGGGCAGGCAGGAGAAAGAAGCACUCUUAGCGUGGGUCAUAGGUCACCUGACCUGCAGGCUUGCACCAAAUCCUCGGAUGGUACCUCCCUCUCCCUUCCAGACCCUGUUGGUUUGUCCUUGGAAAGUCUAGACACCAGUAAGAUUGAAAGUGGAACGAAACGUUCCAAAAGUGAUGGCCACCAUCAUCAGCACCAUGCACUGUCCUCCUCCACCUCCACUGCUUUUAUCCGCUCCACCAGCGUUCUUCCACAGUCCAGGUGUCUGUGUAAGGACGUGGACGAGGAGUUCUGGCCUCUUCCAGAGCAGCUGGAGGAGCUGCAGCUGCUGUCCAGACAGGUGAGGGAGGUGACGGCCCAGCUGAGCCGGCCUGUCACAACCAGCUGGGAGUCUCUGGGGCCAGGCACUACCUCCAUCCUGUCCUCCACCACUCUGCCUGAGAAACAAGAGUCUGAGGGCAACAAUCAUGACACAGAUGGAGGAAAAUAUGAGCUGGAUAGAGAGAAGAUGAGUGCUGCUCAGACAGCAGGUGAUUCCAGGGACUCUGAUGCAGGGAGGAGGAGUUUUGGAGCCUGGGUGGAGCCUGUUGGAGGGGGACUGAGCCGGUCCAGUCUCAGGGAGGUGGAGGCUUUGGUGGAGCAGCUGUGUGGCCUCACCCUGCCUCGUAGCCAGAGGAGCAGCCAGGAGAACCAGGAGCAAAGUGACUCUCUGAUGCAGCAAAUCCAGGUCUUCUGUUCACACCUGGAGCUGCUCGUGCAGCAGCUGUAUACAAUAUCAGAGAAGAUGGAGCUGCUGGCUGCGCCCACUGUGGACAUAGACAGUGUGAAGUCGUCUCUGGCUGAAUAUCAGAGUUUUCAGAGGGAAGUGAGCAGCCAUCAGCCCCUGACCUCCUGUGUUCUUCACACCGGACAGCUUCUCCUCAGCUGCAUCGACACCACGUCUCCAUUUUUAAGAGACACCCUGCUGUUGAUUGAGAGGCAGUCUGGAGCUCUGGAGAGCCACACAGAACACUUUUUUUCCUCCAUCCUGUCUGCCAUGGACAGCCUGACCCAGCCCAACCCAGUCCAGCAGAACAGAGAGGAGGACGCAGGCUCCACUUUGUGAACAGACUGCAGGAUGCGUUUGUGUACAGCAUAUGAUUUAUGUCACUUAUUUAUUUCUCUGUUGUCUUACUUCCUUUUAAUAAUUCUGUGUUUUAAUACAGGGUUCUUGUUUGUGUUUCACAUAAAGCACAACUGACUUUUUUAAGCAUUGGCUGGCCAUGUAUGCCUUAACAUGAUAUUUGCUCAUCUUUGUAUCGGAGAGAUUUCAAAAAGGUUUCAUGAAGGAAACAUUCAGGACCAGCUUAGCGUCUAAACUGAACUGAUCACAUUGAAUAAUACAGGACCUUGAAGUGCUCUUAAAACUCUGCCUGAAGAAUUAUGUUUUAUCAUGUCUUAAUAUUACACUGCCUGUUACUGUCACCAUUGUAUUUUUUAAGCCCUGCUCUGAUCACCGUUUCUAUCACUGUAAUGCCUGUGUUUAAAUGAUAAAUUAGCUUAUUUUUCGAGUGGAAUCACA